Molecule: messenger RNA, 5123 nt
Organism: Cotesia glomerata
Lineage: Eukaryota; Metazoa; Arthropoda; Insecta; Hymenoptera; Braconidae
Gene: jdp
Product: J domain-containing protein
Exons: 6
Coding region: 448-969 (173 amino acids)
Cellular component (GO): cytoplasm
Source: RefSeq, a predicted model, not a curated record
AACCAGAGGUUCACUAGCUCUCUAGUAUUGACCUAUAUUCGUGACCUAGUGACGAAAAAUUUUUUAAUUUUAUUUUGCUGUACACACUCAAUAAUUAUUUGUGAAUAGGGAUUUCCAUUCAACGGCAGUCUUACUCUGAAAGUUUACCAUAAAGUGUCUCGUUUCUUGUGCUCCAAUAAAUAGAUGUGUACUAUUUAUUGCGUCUGUUCUAUAUCCAUAUUCAUUUAAUAUUAUUAUCAAUAUCUAUGACUUGGCAAAGUAAACUGCGCAACUACAGGAUUUAACGACUUGUCAGGAGUGCGCUCGCGCAUCUUGGAUUUCCCGGGGAAUCGGAACUUUCCGGGCUACAAAACGGCUUUUUCAUCAUCAUUCGCCAUAACGCAACCUUCCUGCCUGGGUGUCCAACAGUAACGGCAACAGUUUUACAGAAAGUAACGUCAAGUAAACAUGAGCGUCGAGGAUGUUAUCAAUUAUAAGCGGAGCGACGAUGAAGAUUUUUACGCCCUUCUUGGGUGUGACGAGUCUGCGACGGUCGAACAAAUAACAGCUGAGUAUAAAGUACUUGCACUUCAGUACCAUCCAGAUAAAAACGAGGGCAACAAGGAAGCUGAGGAAAAGUUUCAGCAGCUCAAGAAUGCCAAAGAGAUACUUUGCGACCAAGAGAAAAGAAGCAACUACGAUAAAUGGCGACACAGCGGAGUCCAGGUCAGCUAUAAGCAGUGGGUUGGGAUGAAAGAGCAUGUCCACCAGUCGAUGCACUGGAGCACACCAAAGACGAAAGAUCGAAUGCUGCCCGACGGAAGCGGCGCCGGCGGAUCUCCAGGACACGUAAGAGGACAGCCAGCAAACGCACACAGACGGGCCUCCGAAGGGGGUGCUAAUAUUCAUUAUGGGGCUCGUCGCGAUCUCAACUGGGACUCCCAAGCCUCCAGCGAAGUCGUUAACAAGUUCCGUAACUACGAGAUUUAAAGAGGUAGCGGCUAAAACUACAGCAACAACAACAACAGCAACUACAAACAAGACAACAACUGUAACUAUACACGAGGGAGUAACAAGUAAAGGCGAGCGAUUUAAUUGUUUCCCACAUCAGACCUAAACAUCGUGAUAUAUUGAUAUAUACAUACAUUAUUGAUAAAAUUUAUUGAUGACUAAAAUACUGAUGACAACUCUUAUAUUCAUUAAGAUGAUUGACGUAAUUGUUCUAAAGCCGUUUACGAUGUUCUGGACCAUCGUUACUUAUUUAAAUUAAUUAAUAUAUUAUUAACCUUAAGGUUUUACACAAUCGCCUUGUGCACAUACACAUGGACUUUAUAGAAAACAAAUAACAUUUAUUUAAAAAUAAAUUUUAUUAGUGCUGCAAUUUUUAACAAUCAAGUGAAAAAAUCGGUUCUUAAAUGGGUACAAAUUUAUAUUUUUUGAGUAAUUUAUAAAUUUUGUGGAAUUAAUUCCGUGAAAUGUGAAGGCGUUACGGAAAAGUAAAAGCGCGCGUUAUUUAAAUUUGUUUUUUUUUUUUUACUAAAAUCAGAUAUAACUUGGAAAAAUUCUCUUAAACUAAGCGAUUAUUAAAAAAGUCUACCUUAAUUUCUGGAAAUUACUGUUUAAAUUGAGUAAAGAAAUUUUCUAUGUAUUAUUCAAACUCUCAUGCUCUCUUAAAAUGAAUCAGUGGAAUUUCACUGUUUCACAGCUAUAAGUAUACCAAGUGGUAUACUUAUAACUGUGAAAUAGUGAAUAUACCACUAAUUUCCAGUGAUUUUCACUGUUUCAGAUUUAGAGAGUGACUUUUGUGAAGUGUGACAAGGCGUUUCAAAAAAGUAAAAGCGCGCACUGUUUGAAUUUUCUCUGCACUGAAAUUAGAUGUAACUUCAAAGUUUUUUUAAGUAUUAUUAAAAAUUUUGACCUUAAAAUUUAUUUAAUGAUUAUAAGUAUAUUAUUCAUAAUAAUUUUUCUAAAUUCGAUCGAUUGAUUGAAGCACUUAAUACUUGCUAUCGAUUUUUUAAUUAAUUGAUUGUUUUUUGUAACACUAAAAAACAUACAAAAACAAUAUGACAGUGAAAGUGUUAGGCGUACAAUUUUAAAAUAUGUCAAUAGAAAAAAAUUGAGAAAUUGAAUAUCGAAGUAUUUUUGAAUCUUUGUGUAUAUUUUUGAAAUUUUUAUUUUCAAUAUAAAAUAUACAUUAAACUAUUUAGUUGAGAAAUUGCUAUAAAAUAUUAUUGAACGUCUGUUACUUUCAGUAUCAUAUAAAAACACAAUAAAAUCAAUUAUAUAUAUAAAUAAAUAAGAAAAUAAAUGAAAAAAUAAAUAAGCGUAAAUUCUCGGGUAAAGUAAUCAGGUCCUUUGAUAGAUCCCCGGCGGAGUUCAAAGGAUCAAUAAAAUGAAUUUAAUCAACGUUUGUUAGGACACGGUGUCUAUUAGCGAUAUAUUCUAUUGAGAGUUUUAUCUGAGAGUUGCGUAUUUAUAUUAAUAUAAACAAUAUAUAUUAUAUGUAAUGUGAACUGGUGAAAAUUGAGUGGUAAUAAUAAUAAUAAUAAUAAUAUUAAUAAUGAAAAAUGACGUUACAUUGUAUUUAUGGAUACUCGCGAUAUAAAUCGAGUUCGAGUCUUGUUACGCGACAGUUUAAAUACUCGCGCAAUAAUACCAGAGUUUAUUAAUUGUAUAACAAAUCACGAGAUAUAUAAUGCUAGAUUAUUUAUUGUUUCAAGUAAUGUUAAAUGUGUCCGUUUAGUUUUUUCAAUCCGACGUCGUCAAUUUAAUAAUCAUCUUUCAUCUUUUAUUAUUUUUAUUUUUUCCUUCACAGCGACUGCAUGACCUCGUAUUUCUUGUCAAGAGAUUGACAGAAUGGGUUUUAAAAAAAUUCUUGCCUUCGACCUAACAUUAACGGUUACUUCGUUAUUUUACUUUAUAAUAUAAUAAUAAUAAUAAUAAUAACAACAAUAUCAAUGUACUUUUUAUUUUAUUCUAGUUAUUUAAUUUAACGUUCAAUUUGCUGUUAAUUGUUUGAUAGUUUAUUUAUUAAAAGUAAAUUACCGAUGAAGGAUAAUUAAUUAAAAAAAUAUAUAUUUUUCAAUGAUAUCAAUUACUUUCAAUCUUGCCAACCGGAACAUAAAUUUUUUUUUAAAUUAAUGAAUUAGCUACCGAUUGAUUGGAUACCGGACUUUGAAGUGUCGAGAUUUAAUUCAACUUGAACCAGUUUCAAAAGUCUUGCGCUCUUUUCGAUCAGUUUCAAGUAUAUUUUCCGAGAUUUGAAUUUCAAAGAGUUUAAUAAAAUCUGUAUAUAUACAACAAUAUUUAUAUUUAUAUUUAUCUUAAAUGUAUGAGUUAGCUGUCUAUUGAAGCAAAUCCUUUUAUCAAAUUGAAGAUUAUUUAUAUACUCGAGUAUGAUCAUAUUCAUAUACACAGACAUUUUUUCUUCUAUAUAUGUAUAUUUACGUGGAUAUACACGUCUAUUAAAAGACAAUUGUUUAGUUUACCUAAUAAAAAGUAUGAGAGGUAUAUAUGGAACCAUCAACUAUGAUAUAAAGGACUUUAUUCACGAUCAUGAAUUACUUAUAUUACGGCUCGUCAUGUCUUUCACUACAUUAUAAUGCGAUCAAUAUUCGUGAUUAAAUUAUUAUACAUUGUUCGUUGUAAAGAUAUAUACGUACUAUAUUAUGAUAUGAUGAAAACAUUUUAUUUCCAUCAACAGGAAAUAAUGUUACGAUAUGAUAUUGAAAACGUAAUCUUGUAAUUAAAUGUUUAUGUAUUUUUUUUUUCAAUCGAACUUAAUCUCAAACUGGUUACUUUGUGAGUGAAGAAUUUUUUUGAAAAAAAAAUUUUUGUUAUUUAGUUAAUAUUUUUUUAAAAAUUAAUUGAGUGAUAAAAAAAAAAUUUACAAUUUUUGUCAGCAUAUUUUUAAUAAAAAAUGUAUUAAUUGUUGUUUUUAAUAAUAUUAAAUUUAUCAAAAAUUUAAUUUAAAAAAAUAAAUAAUUAAAAAUUUUGACUUUAUGCAAGAUUGUAUUAAACAAAAAUUCAAAGAUUUUUGAGCCGCUUGGAAUAGUCUAACCGUUAGCAUUAGAGCUUGAAAGACAAAAUGGCGGUCAUUCCUCACAAAGUGACCGUAAAAAAGUUUAUUUAUUACCUCGUAUUUUGAAUACUUAAAGCGAAUUUGGAGUUCAAAAGUCCUACACAAAAUAAAAAUACAUAUCUUUAAUUAAUUUAACUAUUUAUAAUUGUAUUUACAUUAAUAUGCGUUAGAUUACAAAUUUUUUUGAGAAAUUUAAGCUUUUUAUUUCAAGUACAAAAAAAAUAAAUAAAUAAAUACUACAGAGUCUAUCAAUCCCUCCAAAUAUAUAUUUCAUCUUCUACCUAUAUACAUAUAUAUAAAUGUAUUUUUCUAGAAAAAUGACAACAAUAUAUAAUACUUACAUGAUACAUAUAUGAAAAAAAAAAAAAAAAAAACACAAGGCACACAUGACAAGGGAUAUUGCUAAGCCGGAAAAUGAAAGUGGCUACAAAAAGUUAAUGCAAGAAAGUGAGAGAUAACCUUGAAGAUAAUGAAAUGAGAAAAAUUGAGCGGAUUAUUGAAUCAAAUAAUAAUAACAAUAAUAAUGAUGAAAAAAGUAAUCACAAUAAAAAGAGCAGAAGGAAAAGAAUAAAUGAAUUUUUUUCCAUCGGAUUUCCCCUACACCGUCUCUAUCAUUUGUCAGAAGACAAAUCCCUCGUUAAGCGGCGGAAUAAUGAUUAGAAAAAAAGUGUAGGAGGAAGAAGGGAUGGAGUUACCACCGUUGAGCAAUUAUCGACAGUUAAACCAAUCAUUACCGGGGGUAAAUUAAAAAUAUUUUAAUCAAAUAAUUUUCUCAUUUUAUCAUUUUUUAUUAUAAUAGUAAAAUCUAACUAUUAUUUUUUUUUGAGUUAUUAUUUAUCGACUCUUUCCCUCAUUCUCUCACCCUCUCGCUCUUUGUCAUCUUGGUCACAAUGGCGUAAUAUCUUCACCCAGAAAACAAUAUUGUCCGCGGUCCAGAUAUUACUCAGUGAUGCGCUUGACAUCACACAUGUGUAUUUAUUAAAUAAAAAAAAAAAUAAAAAAUAAAAAAUGACUAAAAAAAUAUUGAAAAUCAAUAAUAAAUGUGUUUAAAUAAUAUCUUUCA